AUGGCUUGCAUUUACUGCCGUCGAAGCCAUAUGACUUGUGAUGAAAAUCGGCCGUGUCAGCGUUGUAUCAAGCGUGAUAUUGGCCACUUGUGCCGAAACGAAGUGACACCGCCCAACGCAGGCUCCGCACGGAAUCGAAACGCACGUAAGCAAGUGGCGAAUGCCACUGUGACGCAACAACCCAACGCAAUGCUGGCAGCCCCACCCAUGAUAGGUGUCAAUGGGAUGCAGACCAAUCCUACGGUUAUGAGGCAUGACCUCAGUACCAAUGCCACUAGCCCUAGCCUUAUGGCAUUAGAGCAUAGCAUGUCCAAUGUACAUCGGCCUUCCUUCCAUGCAGACUCUCUGGCAGGGCAUCCUAUGACCUCGUCCAACUUUGAGUCUGCAGGUAUACCUCCUUUCGAUGUCAACUUCUCUAGCUCACAUUCGGAUGCAUCUUUGGCAUCGUCGCCGAAGUCAAAGCGCGAGCUGGAUCCAGCUAUGCCACUACUGCGCCAGCUUCAGAGCAUUUCUUCGAGCGCACCGAGCAGUGCAGAGACGGUAUCACUGCACUCCUUCAACAACCCUUCAUCGCAGUCAAUGUUCACAGACCCUUCCUUUGCGAUGCGUCCCUCGGCUAUGCGCCAGGAAGGAGAGAAAGGCCCAUCGGUAUUGGGCACGCAGCUCGGCAAUACGGCAUGGUUGGGACUGGGCGGGUCAAUGCAUCAUACGGGUGACGCCGGUGGUGGCAGCGAACUCAACCUACUUAGUGAGUUCCUUGAGUCGCUGGAUGAUCAUGGCGUGAGCCAGACGGAUGACGUCACCUCGUUCCAGCAGCCAUCAGACAACAACAUGUCGGGGCCCAUGUCACUGUUCCAACGCCCAUCGACCAACAGCUUGCUGGAUACGCCACCAUCCAUGGUAGGUGAUACAAUGGAUCCAAGUUCCGCUUCGUUCACCCAUGACCCUACGCUGGGUUUCUUACCUUCUACAUCCGUGAGGACGGGCAACUACAGCCCUAUGAUGCGUCCUCACCGACGGACAUUGAGUGAUGUGGCUGGAAUCAAAGAGGGAUCCAAUGAAGCACAAGACACGUCAGAGGUGAUGGCUGCAUCCACUCCCUGCAUUGGUACAAGCUUGGAACAACAGUCCAGCCAAGGACAACGUUCCGCCUUGUACCCGCCUUAUAUCAGUAAAACCGCAACGAAAACAGAGCGCUUCCUGCUUACAGCAGCCGACCAAUCCGAUGGAAGUCGAGAUGAGCGUCUCCAUAAGGUGAUUCAAGCGAAAUGGGAAGCUGGUUUGUUGCGGCCGUACAACCAUGUGCAUGGCUACGCACGCUUGAAUCAGUGGAUGGAGAAGAAUGUAUCCGCGUCCUCACGGCGCCGUAUUCUGAAGCCAUUGACCGUAUUCCAACCAGUAUUCAGUGCGCUCGCCAAAAAUCUCACGAGCUUUGACUUGAUGUACAUUGAAGAAUCGUUUGAACGCCUGUUACUAAACUAUGAUCGUGUAUUUUCGAUUCAAGGGAUCCCUGCAUGCCUAUGGCGACGUACAGGAGAAAUUUACAAAGGCAACAAAGAGUUUGCUGAGCUUGUCGGCAUUCCCAUUGAAUCGCUGCGAGAUGGGCGUGUGUGUAUAUAUGAGUUGAUGGCUGAGGAGAGUGCGGUGAACUACUGGGAGAAGUACGGCUCCGUGUCCUUCGAUCCAAGCCAAAAGGCCGUGCUGACUAUGUGCAAACUACGGACCAAUAACCAAGCUCUGGCUAGUGCUAUGAACACGGCCCAUUCUGAGAAAAAGACGGAGCCUAGUGACGCCCAAAAGGAAGGUUCCAACGAUCCUUUAGACCAGGAUGCGACGAACCAGCCAGAUAUGACUUCGAAAGAAAGCAUGACGACAACAGCAACAAAACCGCCAGCCGAUCCGCUGGAGGUCAAGGCACGGGCCAAGGAACCUGCCUGUAUAUCCUGCUGCUUUAGCUUUACGAUUCGCCGAGACAAAUGGAAUGUACCUACUAUGAUUGUGGGCAAUUUCUUGCCCACGCAUCCAGCACCGACAUCAUAG
Malassezia pachydermatis is the source of this 2040-nucleotide messenger RNA. Its product is annotated as rds2-regulator of drug sensitivity. Gene Ontology annotation, cellular component: nucleus. Gene Ontology annotation, molecular function: RNA polymerase II transcription regulatory region sequence-specific DNA binding; DNA-binding transcription factor activity, RNA polymerase II-specific; zinc ion binding. The coding region runs from base 1 to 2040 and encodes 679 amino acids. Gene Ontology annotation, biological process: regulation of DNA-templated transcription. The record is from RefSeq and is a predicted model, not a curated record. NCBI's taxonomy places the organism in Eukaryota, Fungi, Basidiomycota, Malasseziomycetes, Malasseziales, Malasseziaceae. The transcript has 4 exons.